AUGAAAAAAGUUGCACAACAGGAGAAGAAGGUCUCUGGAAGGGAAGUGAGAUUGAUGAAAUCUUUGCUGCAAAGUGCAAACAAACGCAAGAAACUGGAAACAGAAAAGAAGGCUGAGGCAAAAGUGAGACCCCUCGACAAAAAGAAGGGAAAGAGUGUGAAGAACCGCUCCUUUGAACACAGUUCAUUGGCAGUCAGCACUUCUGGACUGAGGAAGAAAACUGCUGACGGGCUGGCCGUGUUUUCAGAAGAAGAGCUGGGCAUAGGGAAGCCUGAUGCAGGAGGAACUGCUUUGUGCCCUUUUGAUUGUGACUCUUGUUUUUGA
Messenger RNA from Salvia splendens (bonfire salvia), 324 nucleotides. RefSeq lists its product as uncharacterized. The record is from RefSeq and is a predicted model, not a curated record. The transcript has a single exon. Lineage: Eukaryota; Viridiplantae; Streptophyta; Magnoliopsida; Lamiales; Lamiaceae. Bases 1 to 324 code for a protein of 107 amino acids.